AUGACGAAGACGAAGACGACGGCAGGUCUAGACACCGAAGGUGUUCUCUCCACUCAAGCCAGUUCUAACCCAGCAGCCAAUAGUAUCCGUGGGUUCAGACCAGGACCCAACCCAGCAGCCACAAGUAUCCGUGGGUUCAGACCAGGACCCAACCCAGCAUCCACUAGUAUCCGUGGGUUCAGACCAGGACCCAACCCAGCAGUCACUAGUAUCCGUGGGUUCAGACCAGGACCCAACCCAGCAUCCACUAGUAUCCAUGGGUUCAGACCAGGACCCAACCCAGCAGCCACUAGUAUCCGUGGGUUCAGACCAGGACCCAACCCAGCAUCCACUAGUAUCCAUGGGUUCAGACCAGGACCCAACCCAGCAGUCACUAGUAUCCGUGGGUUCAGACCAGGACCCAACCCAGCAGUCACUAGUAUCCGUGGGUUCAGACCAGGACCCAACCCAGCAUCCACUAGUAUCCAUGGGUUCAGACCAGGACCCAACCCAGCAGCCACUAGUAUCCGUGGGUUCAGACCAGGACCCAACCCAGCAUCCACUAGUAUCCAUGGGUUCAGACCAGGACCCAACCCAGCAUCCACUAGUAUCCAUGGGUUCAGACCAGGACCCAACCCAGCAGCCACUAGUAUCCGUGGGUUCAGACCAGGACCCAACCCAGCAGCCACUAGUAUCCGUGGGUUCAGACCAGGACCCAACCCAGCAGCCACUAGUAUCCGUGGGUUCAGACCAGGACCCAACCCAGCAGCCACUAGUAUCAGUGGGUUCAGACCAGGACCCAACCCAGCAUCCACUAGUAUCCAUGGGUUCAGACCAGGACCCAACCCAGCAGCCACUAGUAUCCGUGGGUUCAGACCAGGACCCAACCCAGCAGCCACUAGUAUCCGUGGGUUCAGACCAGGACCCAACCAAGCAGCCACUAGUAUCCGUGGGUUCAGACCAGGACCCAACCCAGCAGCCACUAGUAUCCGUGGGUUCAGACCAGGACCCAACCCAGCAGCCACUAGUAUCCGUGGGUUCAGACCAGGACCCAACCCAGCAGCCACUAGUAUCCGUGGGUUCAGACCAGGACCCAACCCAGCAGCCACUAGUAUCCGUGGGUUCAGACCAGGACCCAACCCAGCAGCCACUAGUAUCCGUGGGUUCAGACCAGGACCCAACCCAGCAGCCACUAGUAUCCGUGGGUUCAGACCAGGACCCAACCCAGCAGCCACUAGUAUCCGUGGGUUCAGACCAGGACCCAACCCAGCAUCCACUAGUAUCCGUGGGUUCAGACCAGGACCCAACCCAGCAUCCACUAGUAUCCGUGGGUUCAGACCAGGACCCAACCCAGCAUCCACUAGUAUCCGUGGGUUCAGACCAGGACCCAACCCAGCAGCCACUAGUAUCAGUGGGUUCAGACCAGGACCCAACCCAGCAUCCACUAGUAUCCGUGGGUUCAGACCAGGACCCAACCCAGCAGCCACUAGUAUCCGUGGGUUCAGACCAGGACCCAACCCAGCAGCCACUAGUAUCAGUGGGUUCAGACCAGGACCCAACCCAGCAUCCACUAGUAUCCGUGGGUUCAGACCAGGACCCAACCCAGCAGCCACUAGUAUCCGUGGGUUCAGACCAGGACCCAACCCAGCAGCCACUAGUAUCAGUGGGUUCAGACCAGGACCCAACCCAGCAUCCACUAGUAUCCGUGGGUUCAGACCAGGACCCAACCCAGCAGCCACUAGUAUCCGUGGGUUCAGACCAGGACCCAACCCAGCAGCCACUAGUAUCAGUGGGUUCAGACCAGGACCCAACCCAGCAUCCACUAGUAUCCGUGGGUUCAGACCAGGACCCAACCCAGCAGCCACUAGUAUCAGUGGGUUCAGACCAGGACCCAACCCAGCAGCCACUAGUAUCCAUGGGUUCAGACCAGGACCCAACCCAGCAGCCACUAGUAUCCGUGGGUUCAGACCAGGACCCAACCCAGCAGCCACUAGUAUCCGUGGGUUCAGACCAGGACCCAACCCAGCAGCCACUAGUAUCCGUGGGUUCAGACCAGGACCCAACCCAGCAUCCACUAGUAUCCGUGGGUUCAGACCAGGACCCAACCCAGCAGCCACUAGUAUCCGUGGGUUCAGACCAGGACCCAACCCAGCAGCCACUAAUAUCCGUGGGUUCAGACCAGGACCCAACCCAGCAGCCACUAAUAUCCGUGGGUUCAGACCAGGACCCAACCCAGCAGCCACUAGUAUCCGUGGGUUCAGACCAGGACCCAACCCAGCAGCCAAUAGUAUCCGUGGGUUCAGACCAGGACCCAACCCAGCAGCCAAUAGUAUCCAUGGGUUCAGACAAGGACCUGGAUGCUGUGUCUUAUUGAGGACGAAACAAAGGUCAAAGGUCAAACCAUGA
Molecule: messenger RNA, 2385 nt
Organism: Oncorhynchus keta (chum salmon)
Lineage: Eukaryota; Metazoa; Chordata; Actinopteri; Salmoniformes; Salmonidae
Product: basic proline-rich protein-like
Exons: 2
Coding region: 1-2385 (794 amino acids)
Source: RefSeq, a predicted model, not a curated record